Diplodia corticola is the source of this 1359-nucleotide messenger RNA. RefSeq names its product dhhc zinc finger membrane protein. Gene Ontology annotation, molecular function: protein-cysteine S-palmitoyltransferase activity. Gene Ontology annotation, biological process: protein targeting to membrane; peptidyl-L-cysteine S-palmitoylation. The transcript has 5 exons. Gene Ontology annotation, cellular component: endoplasmic reticulum membrane; endoplasmic reticulum; Golgi apparatus. The coding region runs from base 1 to 1359 and encodes 452 amino acids. The record is from RefSeq and is a predicted model, not a curated record. Lineage: Eukaryota; Fungi; Ascomycota; Dothideomycetes; Botryosphaeriales; Botryosphaeriaceae.
AUGGCCGCCUUCAGCGCCUCGUCGCUCGCUGUUCCCGCCAUCGUCAUCCUCAUCAUCUUCCUCGGCUACACCUCGCAGUUCCUGUACCCCCACCUCGACCCGCACCCUCUGGAGCAACACCAGGAAAUAAAGCUCAAUGUUCUGCUCGCAUGCCUGCUCAUCAGCUUCGCCCGCGGCUGCUGGACAGACCCGGGGCGCGUGCCGAAGGACUGGGUGCCAGAACCCGUAAGAGUGCAUGGAGACGACACCCCAGUGAAGGCGAAGGAUGAGGACGCGCCUACGGUGCGCCCGCGCUGGUGCAGCAGAUGUGAUGCUCCCAAGCCGCCGCGCACCCACCACUGCAAGACCUGCGAAAGAUGCAUUCCCAAGAUGGACCACCACUGCCCGUGGCUGGCAAAUUGUGUUUCCCACACCACCUACCCGCACUUCUGGCGCACCCUUGUCUACGCCACUCUUGCCCUUGGCUACAACGAGUACCUGCUCUAUAUCCGUUGCGCUGAGAUCUGGAACAAGAGGCAUCUCCCAAGCUACCUCGGCCCUACCGCUCCUGAGCUCAUGCACCUCUUCGUCCUGAUGGCCGUCAACUCGGCCACCACCUUCGGCGUCAGCAUCAUGACGCUACGCUUCGGCCAGAUGUUCGGCCAGAACGUCACCACAAUUGAGAGCUGGGAGAUUGAGAGGCACGAUACGCUUGUGAACCGAGCAAGGUAUCUGGGUGGGCAGCUGGACAGGCCAGACGGAACGAGGGUCAGGAUCAAAAAGCAGGAAUUCCCCUACGAUAUCGGCAUCUUCGCCAACAUGGCGCAAGCCAUGGGCACCAAGAACAUCCUGGCGUGGUUUUGGCCAUUUGCCGCAACUCCGCCGAACGACACUGGCCUCAACUUCGAGGUCAACGGCUUCGAAGACCUGUCCGUCACUUGGCCUCCUCCCGAUCCGGAUCGCGUGCCACUCCCCAAGCGCCAAUUCAAACCCGAAGAUGCCUUCACUCACACCGUUCCGGACUUCGACGACCAACAGGCCAUGGCAGAUUUCAAGAAACGACAGGCAGAGGACCUCAAGCGCUGGCAAAGUACGGGACUACAGCGUAGACGUCCCUUCCACGAGCGCGUUGGCAAGAAUGUCGUCGUCGAACGAGAGGGCAGCUUCGAUUCCGACGAGGAGUCGCUGAGCGAGGGAGGUGGCGGCGGCAGUGGUGACGAGUCCGGAGAGGAGGCAUGGAAGAACUCGGAAGGGGAAAGACUGAGGGAUUUUGGCGUGGACGAAGAAGCGGAGUUUUACGACGAGGACGAAGUGCCACUCAGCGAGCUGAUGAGGCGGAAGAAAGCGGCGGCGGCGGCGGCUACAGCACAAGGCACUUAG